This is a messenger RNA of Anas platyrhynchos (mallard), 6185 nucleotides long. RefSeq names its product transient receptor potential cation channel subfamily C member 6 (gene TRPC6). Lineage: Eukaryota; Metazoa; Chordata; Aves; Anseriformes; Anatidae. Gene Ontology annotation, biological process: calcium ion transmembrane transport; regulation of cytosolic calcium ion concentration; single fertilization. Gene Ontology annotation, molecular function: inositol 1,4,5 trisphosphate binding; store-operated calcium channel activity; protein binding. Gene Ontology annotation, cellular component: cation channel complex; plasma membrane. The record is from RefSeq and is a predicted model, not a curated record.
GGGGUCCGAGCGGAGCCGGGGGUGGGCUGGUGGCGGGGCCGGGAGACGCCGCGGCCCCUGAGGGGAGGCGAGCGGCGCCCUCCGCCCUCCCACCUCCCGCCCCUGCCGCGCUCCAACUUUGCUGCCUCUCGCCUCCCAGCCGGCUCCAUCCCUCCCUCCAUCCCUCCCUCCAUCCCUCCUUCCCUCCCUCCUUCUCUCCCGCCGGGAGCCCGCCACGCCGUGAGGCGGCCGCCGCGGUGCGGCGGGGCGGGCAGGGCGGCGCCGAGCGGGGCUCUACGCGCUGCUCCGGCGGCGCCCUGAGGGAGCCGGGUGCCCCGGGUGGGCUUGGCGACGACGACGACUCCGUCUCGGCGCGGGACGCCAUGAGCCAGGCUCAGCCUUACGCCCCGAGGAAGGGCGGCUCGCCGGGGACCGGCACCCGGCGGAACGACAGCCAGGACUACCUGCUGCUGGACGCGGAGCCGGGCGAGGACAGCGCCCUGCCGCCCUACGCCUUCUACCCGCUCCGAGGCAAUGAGAAUAGACUAGCACUACGACGACAGACCAUUCUCCGGGAGAAGGGGAGGAGGCAGGCCAGUCGAGGGCCAGCGUAUAUGUUUAAUGACCGCUCAACAAGUCUUUCUCUUGAGGAGGAACGCUUUUUGGAUGCAGCAGAAUAUGGAAAUAUCCCGGUGAUUCGCAAAAUGCUAGAAGAUUGCCCCUCACUCAAUGUCAAUUGUGUGGACUAUAUGGGGCAGAAUGCCUUGCAGCUAGCAGUUGCCAAUGAGCACCUGGAGAUCACAGAACUUCUACUGAAGAAAGAGAACCUGUCUCGGGUUGGGGAUGCCUUGCUUUUGGCUAUUAGCAAAGGUUACGUUCGGAUAGUGGAAGCCAUCCUAAACCAUCCCGCAUUUGCCGAAGGCAAGAGGCUUGCAUUAAGUCCAAGCCAGUCAGAGCUCCAGCAUGAUGACUUCUAUGCAUAUGAUGAAGAUGGAACACGGUUUUCCCAUGAUGUUACACCAAUCAUCCUGGCUGCUCACUGCCAUGAGUAUGAGAUCGUCCACACUCUGUUGAGAAAAGGGGCUCGGAUCGAUAGGCCACAUGACUAUUUCUGUAAGUGCAGUGAAUGCAAUCAGAAACAAAAGCAUGACUCUUUCAGCCAUUCUCGGUCCAGAAUCAAUGCCUACAAAGGUCUAGCCAGCCCCGCUUAUCUGUCUUUAUCCAGUGAAGACCCCGUAAUGACUGCCUUAGAGCUCAGUAAUGAGCUGGCCGUGCUUGCUAAUAUUGAAAAAGAGUUUAAGAAUGAUUACAAGAAAUUGUCUAUGCAAUGCAAAGAUUUUGUAGUUGGACUCCUUGAUUUGUGCAGAAAUACAGAAGAAGUGGAAGCUAUUUUGAAUGGUGAUGUAGAGAUGAGCCAUAAUAAUGGAGAACAUGGUCGCCCCAGCCUUAGCCGCUUAAAACUUGCCAUUAAAUAUGAAGUAAAAAAAUUUGUAGCACAUCCCAACUGCCAGCAACAACUUCUCUCAAUCUGGUAUGAGAAUUUGUCAGGUUUGCGGCAGCAGACCAUGGCAGUGAAGUUUCUAGUUGUUCUCGCUGUUGCAGUAGGACUGCCCUUCCUUUCAAUGGCUUACUGGAUUGCUCCUUGCAGUAAGCUGGGGAGGAUAAUGCGUGGACCAUUUAUGAAGUUCGUAGCCCAUGCAGCUUCUUUCACCAUUUUUCUUGGUCUGCUUGUCAUGAAUGCAGCUGACAGAUUUGAUGGCACCAAACUCCGACCUAACGAAACAACAGGCAAUGUCAAACAACUAUUUAGGAUGAAAACAUCCUGUUUCUCCUGGAUGGAGAUGCUCAUUAUUUCUUGGGUAAUAGGCAUGAUAUGGUCUGAAUGUAAAGAAAUUUGGUCUCAAGGUCCAAAGGAAUACCUUUUUGAAUUAUGGAAUAUGCUUGAUUUUGGCAUGUUAGCAAUUUUUGCAGCAUCAUUCAUAGCAAGGUUUAUGGCAUUUUGGCAUGCGUCUAGAGCCCAGAACUUGGUUGAUGCAAAUAUGAAAGACCUGUCAAGUCCAACACUGGAGCCCAACAUAAAAUACUACACCUUGGCUAGAAUAAACUGGGAUCCGUCUGAUCCACAGAUCAUAUCUGAAGGCCUGUACGCAAUUGCAGUAGUAUUAAGUUUCUCCAGAAUAGCCUACAUAUUACCAGCCAAUGAAAGCUUUGGACCACUGCAGAUAUCACUUGGCAGAACUGUGAAAGACAUCUUCAAGUUCAUGGUGAUAUUUAUCAUGGUGUUUGUAGCUUUCAUGAUAGGCAUGUUUAAUCUCUAUUCCUACUAUCUGGGGGCAAAACAAAAUGAAGCAUUCACAACUGUUGAAGAAAGUUUCAAGACAUUAUUCUGGGCUAUAUUUGGACUCUCAGAAGUUAAAUCAGUUGUCAUCAAUUAUAAACACAAAUUCAUUGAAAAUAUUGGCUAUGUCCUUUAUGGAGUUUAUAAUGUUACCAUGGUCAUUGUCUUACUGAACAUGCUUAUUGCAAUGAUCAACAGCUCAUUCCAGGAAAUUGAGGAUGAUGCUGAUGUAGAAUGGAAAUUUGCAAGGGCUAAACUUUGGUUUUCUUACUUUGAAGAAGGGAGGACUCUUCCAGUACCCUUCAACUUAGUGCCAAGUCCAAAAUCUUUGCUGUAUCUCUUACUCAGAAUCAAAAAAUGGAUCUCUAAACCAUUUCUGUGCCAAAAGAAAAACUUUCAGGAAGAUGCAGAGAUGAACAAGCUUGGUCAAAGGAAGCAAUCAAGUAUAAGAAGCUCUGAUGAAAUCCACUUAAACAGUCUAAACAAUCCUCCAAGACAAUACCAGAAAAUAAUGAAGCGGUUGAUUAAAAGAUAUGUACUGAAAGCUCAGAUAGAUAAGGAAAGUGAUGAAGUCAAUGAAGGUGAACUGAAGGAGAUCAAACAGGACAUUUCAAGUCUCCGGUAUGAACUCCUUGAGGAAAAGUCCCAAAAUUCAGAAGAUCUGGCAGAACUUAUAAGGAAACUUGGGGAAAAAUUGUCAAUCAACUCUAAGGAAGAAGAAAACAAAAGAUAACCAACCUAAACAUUUAAGAAAUGCAACAGAAUGUUAACAAUCCACUCAAAGCCAUAUUUCUGUUUUUCUCAAGUCUAGCUCACAUUUCUACUACAGAUUCAGAAAUUACAUCAUUCCAAAUCUUUAUUGUAAAAACAGAGCCGCAAAUCCUCUCUGUCUAUGGUAAAGAUGAAAUACCACUUGAGUAGCGAUAUUUAUUUAUCCUUUAUCUGCUGAAGAAUAGAUAGUUUUAGAUCAUUUUAAUAUUCAAUUUACCUCUUUUAGAAGGUGAGUGGAAUCUUGACAAGCCCAGCUGUGAAAGAUUAAAGACAUAAAUCUAAACUUUUCCUACAUUAGCUGGUUGUUUUUCCAAAUUUAAUUUUGUAGACAUUCACACAUAUAUUUUAGUGAAGCAGAAGAGGGAAAUUGUGGGUUUUUACAUAUUUAUAUCAAAUGCUAUUUAAUUUUUCAAACAUUCUCAACUAGAAAAAAAAAGGAAAAGAAAAAAGCAAACUGUCUUUCUUAAAAACAUGCAGGUUAUUAAUUUAUUUGAGCAUCUCUUUAUUUGAGCAUUAGAUAGCAGAAUUCUCAGAGGUCUUUCCUACUUAUCUCUAUCACUUGAUAAACUAUCAUGAAAGAUUCCUAGGUUCCAAUGGGAGCUGGUGCAUUAAGAAAGAAAUAUUUUUCACCAAGCUUAUUGAAAAGCUAUUGCUGGGGCCUGAAGGAAAUUCCUUUAAUCCAGAAUAAUUAAUCCUUGAAGUUCUAAUCUGUUCCAGAAUUCCCAAAUUCUCCAGCUUUUAUGUCUUGAACUAAAACCCACAAACUGCAGGAAAGUUUGAUUGUAAAGCAGGUAAUACAUUAAGUUGGAGGAUAUUACAAUAGUAAGUGUAAACCCUCUGAAUUCAGGGAAUGGUAUGCAUUGGGGACCAUGUUUCCUCACAGUUAAACUUCUUUAAGUUGUUGAAUUUUGCUCAGAUAUAUCUUUACCAAAAGAAAAGGUGUUCCAAAAGCACAAAAUCUGUAUAGAUUUGCAUCCCUUGUCCUAUUCUUUCCCUGGAGAAUUUCCUGCGCUCUAUCUCCUAGGAUUUCAUCAAUGAAGAAUCUUCUCCAUGUCAUCAUGAGUAGCUUCCCACACUUCGCUUAUGCCUACUGUAAUACUCCUAUGUCUCUGUUUAGCUGGACAAGAGGUAUGAUAUAUCCGUGUAGACAUGUCUGGUUGAUUGUUUAGAUGCCCAAUCCCUGGAGGUGUUCAAGACCAGGUUGGAUGAGGCCCUGGGCAACCUGAUCUGAUGGGUGGCAUCCCUGCCCAUGGAAGGGGGGUUGGAGCCAGAUGAUCUUUAAGGAUCCUUCCAAACCAAGCCAUUCUGUGUAUAUAUGAAUCUAUGAUUCUAUGAUAGUUGUGUGGGUCACCAGCUAAUACCUACAUGCAGGAUAGUUGGUUGCUUUCUGUUUCUCCAAGUGGAUACAGGCUAAACACCAUCUCAUUUUUUCCCUCAGUUAAUGCAGUAAAUUGGUUUCUCUCCUCCAGCAAUCACCCAUUCUGUGAUUGUUACAAGCAUAUAUUGUGUUGGAGAACUUUACUCCUCUUUAAGCUAGGUUGAAGUUAGUGAAAGGGCUGUGAAACUUUAUAACAGGAACUUCAAGAUGUAUAAUGUACCUGUAAAAACCUUGCAUAUAUUGGAAACACAGCUAAAAUGACUUGUCGGUAAUUACUUUUAAAUUAGCUUUGUGAAACUUAUUUAUUGUGGAAUGUAUCAGAGUCUUUCCACCUCUCCCUUUUGGCUGAAGGUGUAAAAAUAUUGCUUUUGAUUGGUUCAGACUAGUUUCUAGCUGAAUUUACUGAUAGCCUUUUUAAAAAACAUUGGUGAAAUCACUGUGUAUUUUCAGGGCAAAAAAGUGUGAAUGAGAACUGCUUUUGUAGUCAUGUAGACAUAUGUAGAGGCAAGAGGCUCUGUCCUGCCUGGAGUGCAGUUGAAGUUGUGGAGGUUGGCCUUUGACCAGGUUGACUGGGUAUUUACUGUGAUCUGGGGGAAUUUCUCAGCCUUAUGCUCAGCCAGUUAGAUUAGCCACAAAUGGAGCCUGUGGGAUAAUCCCAUGUACUGUGGGCCUCAUGCAUAAUGAACUCAGGGUUUAGAAACAUUUAAGGCCUCUUCUUCUGAGGGAGGAGAAGAAAAUGAGACUUUUGAAGGUACUAGAACAGACUGUAUUAAAAUCCACAGUGUGUGCGACUGGAAAACUAUGAGCUACAGAAUAGCCAAUUUAAUAACUUGCCUUUGAUUAUUAAAAAGCAUUACCUCAUAACCUGCAGUAUUUCCUGCAGUAGUCAACAGGGAGUACUGCAGACUCUGAGAUGGCCGUACUGGUUGGUCUGCAGCAGAGAUGCUCUGGUUUCUGUGUCAGCCAUUGUGUGGAAACAAAGGCAGCUGGGGUGAUCUCCAGCUGGAAGUCAGCAUGAAGCUAUCUUCACUGCCUUUUGUCCCCUGGAAGGCUCCUGCCUGUCUCCCUGGGCCAGAAUUGGUCACCGAUUUUGAGUUCCCGCUUGAAUAUUUUGGGCCUGGUUUACUGAAGUAGUGAGCACUUAUUACGGCUCCAGCAAAUGACCACAUUAGGGACCACACCACACCAAGAUUUUCCACCUUUGAGAAGCCCUUUGGAAAAUCUGUUGGCCAGAACUUUUGGUAACAAUUACAAUUAAAAUUUGCUUUCACUAAUAGGAAGUUUUCGACCAUUGUAAUGUGCAGAUUGGAUCCGCAGCCCAGUGCUAGAUGUUGGUAAAACUCAAUCUCCAUAAAUCCAGUGUAAGGAAAUGGCACUUAAGGAAAUGUGUAAACACAGUUUAAGAUCCAGGCACUUUUAAAGUGAAGAUUUUUAUUACAGAGGUAAAAUGGACACUGUGAACUUGUUUAAGCCCAAAUUUUGACUUACCUUAAAACUAUAGGAUCAUAAUGUAUAUAUUGUAUUUCAUGAAAAAAAAAAAAAGAUUUUUUUAAUUCAAUGAAGAUAUUUUAUAUGUAGUUAUUACUCAUGGAACAAUUUGUUAAAUAUAUUUGAAGAGGUCUAUUGCCAAAUGUAGUGUGACAAGCAAUGUAGUAUUUAAAAUGAGCACAAUACCAAAUAUAUUAUUCUGAUAAAAAAUUAAACAUACCAAACUGAAAA